AUGCUUUCAUCCACUGACUUUGCAUCUGCUUCUUGGGAGCUUGUGGUCCGAGUUGAUCAUCCAAAUGAAGAGGAGCAGAAGGACAUCACACUGAGAGUGUCUGGAGACCUGCACAUUGGGGGAGUGAUGCUCAAGUUAGUGGAACAGAUAAACAUAGCCCAGGACUGGUCAGACUUUGCCCUUUGGUGGGAACAGAAACAUUGCUGGCUUCUGAAAACACACUGGACUCUGGACAAAUGUGGGGUCCAGGCAGAUGCAAAGCUUGUCUUUACCCCUCAGCAUAAAAUGCUUCGCCUCCGCCUGCCAAACAUGAAGACAGUGCGACUGCGAGUCAGCUUCUCAACUGUGGUCUUCAGAGCUGUCAGCGACAUCUGCAGAGCCCUGAAUAUUAGAAGAGCAGAAGAACUGUCCUUAUUAAAGCCUUCAGGUGAAUAUUUUAAAAAGAAGAAGAAAAAAGAAAAAAAUAAUAAGGAGCCCAUAAUUGAAGAUAUUUUAAACCUGGAGGGUUCUCCAACAAUUUCAGGUCCAUCUGUAAGUCCUGGCUUAUACAGUAAAACCAUGACCCCCACAUAUGACCCCAUAAAUGGAACGCCAGCAUCGUCCACAAUGACUUGGUUCAGCGACAGCCCUCUGACAGAACAAAACUGCAGCAUCCUGGCAUUCAGCCAGCCCCCACAAUCACCAGAAGCACUUGCUGAUAUGUACCAGGCUCGGUCUCUGGCUGACAAAGCCAAGCUUAAUGCAGGUUGGCUAGAUUCCUCACGUUCCCUUAUGGAGCAAGGCAUUCAGGAGGAUGAGCAGCUGCUGUUACGAUUUAAAUACUACACUUUCUUUGACUUGAACCCCAAAUAUGAUGCUGUCCGAAUAAACCAACUCUAUGAACAAGCCAGGUGGGCCAUUCUCUUAGAAGAAAUUGACUGCACAGAGGAAGAAAUGUUGAUCUUUGCAGCACUACAGUAUCACAUUAGCAAACUGUCGUUGUCCACUGAAAUACAGGAUUUUACAAAUGAGUCUGAGGUUGACGAAGUAGAAGCAGCACUUUCUAAUUUGGAAGUGACCCUGGAAGGCGGAAAAGCAGACAACACUUUGGAGGACAUUACUGAUAUCCCUAAACUUGCAGAUAAUCUCAGAUUAUUUAGGCCCAAAAAGCUAAUAUUAAAAGCUUUCAAACAAUAUUGGUUCGUCUUUAAAGACACAUCUAUAGCCUACUUUAAGAAUAAGGAGCUUGAACAAGGAGAACCAGUUGAAAAAUUAAACCUUAGAGGUUGUGAAGUUGUGCCAGAUGUAAAUGUAGCAGGGAGAAAAUUUGGAAUCAAAUUACUAAUCCCCGUUGCUGAUGGUAUGAAUGAAGUGUAUCUGAGAUGUGACCAUGAGAGUCAGUAUGCCCAAUGGAUGGCUGCCUGCAUCUUGGCAUCAAAGGGCAAAACCAUGGCAGACAGCUCCUACCAGCCAGAGGUCCUCAACAUCCUUUCUUUUCUGAAGAUGAAAAACCGGAACUCAGCAUCUCAGGUGGCUUCUGGUCUUGAAAACAUGGACUUGAACCCGGAAUGUUUUGUGUCACCUCGGUGUGCAAAAAAGCACAAGUCUAAACAGCUGGCAGCCUGCAUUCUGGAAGCCCACCAGAACGUAGCCCAGAUGCCCCUGGUCGAAGCCAAGCUGCGGUUCAUCCAGGCAUGGCAGUCUCUACCUGAAUUCGGCCUCACCUACUACCUUGUCAGAUUUAAAGGAAGCAAAAAAGAUGACAUUCUGGGAAUUUCAUAUAAUAGGUUGAUUAGAAUUGAUGCAGCCACUGGGAUCCCAAUUACAACAUGGAGAUUUACAAAUAUGAAACAGUGGAAUGUAAACUGGGAAAUCCGGCAGGUGGCUAUCGAGUUUGACCAGAACGUCUCCAUUGCAUUCACCUGCCUGAGUGCGGAUUGCAAAGUCGUGCAUGAGUACAUUGGAGGCUACAUUUUCCUGUCCACCCGCUCCAAGGACCAGAAUGAAACGCUCGAUGAGGACCUGUUCCACAAGUUGACCGGCGGCCAGGAGUGA
This is a messenger RNA of Rangifer tarandus platyrhynchus (Svalbard reindeer), 2034 nucleotides long. The record is from the annotation of a GenBank genome assembly. Lineage: Eukaryota; Metazoa; Chordata; Mammalia; Artiodactyla; Cervidae.